Molecule: messenger RNA, 3279 nt
Organism: Fundulus heteroclitus (mummichog)
Lineage: Eukaryota; Metazoa; Chordata; Actinopteri; Cyprinodontiformes; Fundulidae
Gene: sema4gb
Product: sema domain, immunoglobulin domain (Ig), transmembrane domain (TM) and short cytoplasmic domain, (semaphorin) 4Gb
Exons: 15
Coding region: 257-2914 (885 amino acids)
Biological process (GO): axon guidance; semaphorin-plexin signaling pathway; neural crest cell migration
Molecular function (GO): semaphorin receptor binding; chemorepellent activity
Source: RefSeq, a predicted model, not a curated record
CUGACUGCAGCAGCGGCAGCAGUUCGAUGUUUCACCGCAAAGAGGACAAACCAGGACUCUGUGUUUUUGGGACCGAAACAAGGACGUAGAAAGCAGAAAGCAGACGGACUGCCUGGAGGAUAAUCGGAGUGUGCGUCAGUGGCUGGAAUAAGGAGAUACACGCUUUGCAGACUCUUGCAUUUUUUUAUUUUUUUUUUUUUUUUUUGUGUGUCCAACAAAUUGAGUGCUGCAUUGGACCCGGGUGAUUUUGCCAAACAUGGGGUCCCAGAAAUCAGUUCAGCCCCUCCUGCUCCUGCUGCUGAUCCUGAUGCUCCUCAACAGUCUGUCUCAGCUGUGGGCGUUUCCCUUCAGCCCCUCACUGGACCUGGACGUCACUCCCAGAACAACGAUCUUCUAUAAAGGAAUGCUGGGCAGCAACGGUUUCACGGGUUCAUCCCAGAACUACAGCACCCUGCUGCUGGAGGAGGAGGCUGGCCGUCUGUACGUGGGAGGCAGAGGAGCUCUGUAUGCGCUGAACACCUCCAACAUCUCCACAUCUGCAGACCUCGCUAUUGAUUGGAAUGUCACCCCUGAACAGAAGAAGCAGUGUUUAAACAAAGGCAGAAACAAUCAGACAGAAUGUUACAACCACAUCCGCUUUCUGCAGCGAUAUAAUGAAACCCACCUGUACGUCUGUGGAACAAAUGCCUUCAGACCGCUCUGUGCUUAUAUAGACACAGAAAGGUUUAACUUCUCGUCUGGUUUUGAGGAGGGAAGAGACAGAUGUCCCUAUGACCCAGCUAAGGGAUUCACCGGCCUCCUCAUUGACGGUGAGAUGUUCACGGCCUCCCAGUAUGAGUUUCGGAGCUCACCAGACAUCCGCAGAAAUUUCCCCUUCCCCACUCUCAGGACGGAGGAGGCCCCCACCCGCUGGCUUCUCGAGGCAGACUUCGUGGGCUCCGUGCUGCUGAAGGAGAGCAUCAACAGCUCCAUAGGCGACGACGACAAGAUUUACUUCUUCUUCACGGAGAGAAGCCAGGAGCAGAUCGCUUAUCCCAGCCAGACCAAGGUGUCUCGGGUCGCUCGAGUCUGCAAGAAUGACUGGGGUGGUCAGAGGACCCUGCAGCGGAAGUGGACCACCUUCCUUAAGGCCAGAAUGGUGUGUUCUGUCCCAGAAUAUGAGCUGCACCUCAAUAUCCUCCGCGACGUGUUCGUCCUGCAGGCGAGAGACGUGCAAGGCAGCGUUUUUUAUGGCAUCUUCGGUUUGGAAUGGAAGAAUAUCAAAGCGUCUGCCAUCUGCCAGUACGCCUUCUCAGAUGUGCGCAGGGUGUUUGAAGGACCGUACAUGGAGGUGCAGGAUUCGAAGUGGAGGGAAUACACGGGAAAGGUUCCGGUCCCGAGACCUGGAUCGUGUAUAACAGACCUACAUAGGUCCCAGGGCAUCAACUCCUCUCGGGACCUCCCAGACAGCGUCCUGACGUUCGCCAGGAGGCACCCGCUGGUGGCUAAGCAGGUGCACCCCAUAGGCCUGCGGCCACUCCUGUUCAAGAGGAGCGUCAACUAUGUCAAGAUAGCCGUGCACAAGGAGCCGGCGCUGGACGGGAACCUUUACACGGUCUUGUUCCUGGGAACAGACGAUGGGUGGUUGCACAAAGCUGUGGAGGUCGAUGAAGACGUGCACAUCAUAGAGGAGCUGCAGAUGUUCGCCAAGCCGCAGCCAAUAGAGAGCAUGGUGAUAUCUUCAGUCCAGAGGAGCGUCUACGUCGGCUCCCACUCCGGGGUGAUCCAGGUACCGAUGUCGGCGUGUCAGAGAUAUGCUUCUUGUUACGACUGCGUAUUUGCCAGAGACCCCUUCUGUGGCUGGGACGGGAGAUCGUGUGUGGAAAUAUCUUCACAUGCACAGAGGUCGAACCUAACGCAAGACAUCUCUAGAGGAAUCCGAGGCUGUAAGGAGAAUCCAGGAAAUGUGAUCCACCGGAGACGCGCCGUGAUGCUGGGGGACGACGUGUUGCUCCAGUGCGAGCUGCGCUCCAACCUGGCGACUCCGCGCUGGACGCUGAAUGGCAAGGAGCUCCUGGGCUACGGGCUGAAUUCGGGCUACCGCGUCGGCACCGACGGGCUCCUCAUACUGGGCGCUCGCACGCAGCAGGCCGGCUCGUAUCGCUGCUUCGCGGUGGAGAACGGCGUCUCCGUGCUGGUUUACCUCUACACGGUGAAGGUUCACACGGAUCCGUACUUCCCGGUGGAGCCCACGGUCACCACGGAGCCCACUACCGUCUCCAGCCCGGUGGUCCCCUCCACCGUCAGCCCCACCGAGCAGCCCCUGCCGUCGCCGCCAGCGCCGCUGCCGCCGGGGGCCAAUUUCCAGACCUUCCGGCACAUGGAGGCCAUUUAUAUAUCCCUGGUGGCGGUCCUCGGGGGGCUCUGCUUGGUGCUGACCGUGGUGCUGCUGUACGUCAGCUUCUGCACCAGACGGGCAAGCCAGAGGCGCAAGUUCUCCCAUCAAAACCUGCAGGUUCUCGGGGGCUCGGAGAGGAAGAGGAGCUCCCACCUGGAGCUCAAAACCAUCUCCAGCCACUGCAACGGGCGCCACGGCCGACGCUCCAUCUCCAUGUCGACCUUCGGGGACUUCAACGACAGCUUCCUGCAGAUCAUCCCCGGCGAGGACCAGAUGUCGCCGGCCAAAACGCCCCCGCCGGCCCCGCCGCUCCCCAAUCCGCCCCCGCUCCCAAACGUGGACUACGCCAACGGGCUGUCGGCCACGCUGCCCAGCGUGCUGAGGAAGAUGAACGGGAACAGCUACGUGCUGCUGAGGCAGGCCGACCCCGAGGGCAUGUCGCCGCUCUACCACUCCUUCACGGAGGAGCUCAACCGCAUCCUGGAGAAGAGGAAACACACGCAGCUGGACAUGCAUCCUGACGAGAGCUCCAUCUAGGACGGCCCGGUCGACAUCGCCAUACAAGUUAUAUUGUCUUUAACCCAACGGCUGACGGGUUUUUUGUUUUUUGGGGGGGUAAAGCGGAAAUGUUGCCCUCACUAUCUAGGCUGCAGGUCUCGUCGCAGCUUGAUUUGAAACAUUGAGCCCCCCCUGCGUCUGGAGAACACGGAGUAGCCCAUGAGUUCCCUUUACGAUGGACCAAAGUGACGAGACGGAUUGCAACAAGUUUAGUAGCUGUGAAGAAUUUGCACUAACAGGAAGCAAAUGGGAGCCGUACGAUGUCACCUCAUUAAACUCUGUGGAGGUUUAGGAAGGAUGCGAGUCACAUUGCAAUGAAUCACUGGAUGUUUUUUUUUUUUUUU